AUGACUUGGAUUCUGAUCGCUGCUCUCAUAGUAGCCGUUCUUGUCUACCAACUCUCCAUUUUCACUUUGUUCAGCCCUCUUGCACGAAUCCCCGGUCCAAAGACUUUCGCCUUGACCAAGUUCAAAUUGGCCUAUGAGGACUACAAAGGAACUCGCACGCGAAAGAUCAAUGCUCUACAUCAGCAAUAUGGACCCGUUGUUCGUAUUGGCCCCAGUGAGGUGACGUUUAACAGCACCUCGGCCUUGCGUGCGAUCUACGGUGCCGGAAGUGGCUUUGAGCGAACUGGCUUCUACCAUAUGUUUGAGGCUUACGGUCGAAAGAACAUGUUUUCGUUCGCUACUGCGAAGCAACAUGGAGAAAGGAAGAAGCUGUUUGCUCAUGCCUACGCCAAAUCUGUGAUGCUCAAAGGGCAAAAUGCAGAAAUAGUCGAGCAGAAAGUCAAGUUGUAUAUGGACCUUUUGCAACGAGAUGGGGGAAAAGCGAGAUAUUUUCUACCUUGCAUUAUUUCUCCCUGGACACAAUCACCGAGUUUCUCUACGGAUCUUUCGGCAAAACUGGAUGUCUCGAGGGACUGGGGCAAGAUCGCGCGCUCAUCGGAGAUAUCAUCGACACUGCGCGCCGCAAGCUAUCGUGAAUGGCUUUACUCGAGGACCGGGGUUAGUGGCUGUAUUGCGAAAUGGCUUUACCCGAUGCAACUGCCAACGACUUACAGCGGCAUCAGACUUCACGCGAUGAAAGCCACUCAGACAUAUGCCAGUGCUUCUGACAGCGAGAAAGCGACCACAUCAGCCCUGAUAUCCAGACUGUGGAACCACCACCAUUCCCAAAAGACAAAUGGAAUAGAUGAUCUCGAUAUUGCAUCAGAAUGUGCAGACCAUCUUCUGGCAGGCAUUGAUACCACCAGCGACACACUGAUGUUUCUGAUUUGGGCUCUUUCCCGGCCGGAAAACAAGGAGUUCCAAGACAAGCUCAUUGAGGAAGUCUGCAAUAUCCCCGACGAGUCGCUCAAUUCGAAUGGUAUCCCCAAAGUAGAAAGUAGCGACAAGCUCUCUUACCUCGAUGCAGUUAUCAAGGAGACACUCCGGCUCUACGCACCUCUUCCUGGGUCAGAGCCACGUUCACUACCCACGACAGCCACAAUCGAUGGCUACACGAUUCCGCCCCGGACGGUGGUUUCUAUAUCCCCAUAUGCGCUCCAUCGUAACGCUGAGGUUUUCAAAAGUCCCACAAAAUUCAAUCCCGAUCGCUGGUUGGAUCCCUCUGAAAACUUGGCAGAUAUGAAGAAAUGGUUCUGGGCAUUUUCCAGCGGAGGAAGGAUGUGUAUUGGCAUGCAUCUGGCAAUGGCAGAAAUGACUACUUUGGUCGCAGCCAUUUAUCGAAAAUAUAGAACCACACCAAUGGGAGAUUUCGGUACCGUCUCUCCUGGCAUUACAGGCCGCUAUGAGGUGUUCUAUGAUGAUACUUGUAGUCGAAUGCGGGAACACGAGUGUCAGGUUGAGUUCACGCCACAUUAA
Penicillium samsonianum is the source of this 1515-nucleotide messenger RNA. Its product is annotated as cytochrome P450. Gene Ontology annotation, molecular function: heme binding; oxidoreductase activity, acting on paired donors, with incorporation or reduction of molecular oxygen; monooxygenase activity. Lineage: Eukaryota; Fungi; Ascomycota; Eurotiomycetes; Eurotiales; Aspergillaceae. The transcript is spliced from 4 exons. The record is from RefSeq and is a predicted model, not a curated record. Bases 1 to 1515 code for a protein of 504 amino acids.